This is a messenger RNA of Symbiodinium natans, 1233 nucleotides long. Lineage: Eukaryota; Dinophyceae; Suessiales; Symbiodiniaceae. The record is from the annotation of a GenBank genome assembly.
AUGUCCGCCACUAACAGUGCGGGAGAUGCUUUCGAGGCGUACACCAAGGGCGAGUUUGGAACGUGCGGAGAAUAUUUGGAGCAGAUUCACAAUUUGAAGACUGCCGCGGACGUGAAGGUGACACACAACAUCCUCAUCAACGACUACUUCAAAGCUGGCUGUGCAGAUCCCCACAAUCUGCUUACUCUCCUGACCCAGGCGUACGAACGCGCGAGGGAGAAGGAGAAGAAGGACAAGGGCAAGCGGAAGAAGGAGGAGGAUGAGGAGGAUGGCAUCCGUGAAGAUGACGACCUGUACGUGCUCCGGUACAACCAAGCCCUGCUGUGCGUUCAGUUGCGGCACUACGCACAGGCACGGCAGAUUCUGGAGGAGCUCUUCGAGAACAUCGAGCCAAUCGAUGAUUUUCUCGCCAUCAAGAUCUGCUUCCUCCUCCUCGAGGUGGUCCUGCUACAGAAGGAGCCCGAGCAGGCCCUGCAGAUCCUUAACUUUCUGGAGAAGCCGAAUGCUUUCCACAGUCUUCUCAAGCCGGAGCGCAAGAAUCUUGAAGCCCCUGCUUGCAUCGAAGACGAGGAGGUGGUCGAGGGCGAAACCAGGGAGGAGGAGGAACCCGCUGAAGCUGUGGCUGCAGCUGCAGAUGCCCAGCAGCCAGAGAAGCCGGAGGGUCCUCUGCCCAGCCUGGUCUUUGGCGCUUGCCUUCAGCGGCAUGGACGUGCACCAGAUGCGAUCUCGCCAAUUGAGUUCAAGUUCACCUGCCUGACGUACAAGAUCCGUGUCCACAUCUUGUGCCGAAGCAUGAAGUCAGCAAAGAAGGAAUGCAAGAAUGCAAUGGAGAUCCUGGAGCACGAUCUUGCGCAUGUUCCACUAUUCUGGAAGGAGCCGCAGAACCAUGAAGCCCGAAGCCUUCUGCACAACCACGACUGGGCUAAGGUUACCUGCCUCAAGGCGUACCUCGAGUAUGCCAAGCAGAACCACAGAAAGGCGUUUCGCCUCCUCACGCUGUGCCGCUUCAACUUCGCACCUCCGAAACCUGGGGACAAGUCUGGAGCACACAAGUCAGGCGAUGAUGAGGUCGAGGACCACAUGCCCACAGAUUUCCAUCCUGCUCAAGAUGAUGCUUGCUCCCCGCUGUUCUACAACAACAUGGGCUGCAUACAUUUCAUGAUGCACAAGCCGAACUUGGCCAUCUACUACUUCAACAAGGACUGGCCCCAUUCAUUUCCUCAGUCACCUUAG